Didymodactylos carnosus is the source of this 810-nucleotide messenger RNA. The record is from the annotation of a GenBank genome assembly. NCBI's taxonomy places the organism in Eukaryota, Metazoa, Rotifera, Eurotatoria, Philodinida, Philodinidae.
ACUUAUGUAAUACAAAUUUAAAAAAACUUGUUUGUGUUCCUUUCUCAGACGUUUUGUGUAAGUGUAUUUUAAUUCAACUUCCUCACUUCUCUUUUAUUACUGAAGUUUUCUAUGAUUUAGAGUCUUUCUAGACUAUUUCGCAUUUAUUGUUGUUUGUUUGUAAUUUGUCUUUUAUUAAAACUUCACUAACACUUUACUAACACAUUUAGUUUUCCAUUAAAGAGGGACGAAAGGCACUUUAGUUGACUUAAUUCACUUCAAUGCUUUUUUAACUUAUCUUGUUUCUUCAGAUUCUUUGUCUUUGAAAGAAAAGUGGAUAGAUCAAUGGUAGAGCACAGCCUUUCUAGGCUGAGAUACUCGAUCAAUACGAGUUGCACAUUUAAAAACGAAGAAUUUUGAGAGGCUGUAUAAGUUGAAAAGUGUGGGAGUGAAAUAAGUUAGAGUGCAGCCUUUCAUAGUUUAACAUGUUCGCUUUCUCUAUAUAGUAUCAGAUUUCUUUUUUCAUAAUUUAUUUCAGAUAUGAGCUUUUCGAAUUUAAAAAUGUGUGAUGAAGAUUCGAUUAGUUUGUACACAAAUUUGCAAGAUGUUAUGCUGAGUGAUGAAUGUCAAUACUCACAAAGCAGGCAACAGUCGGUUAUGCUAACGAAAAACGGUCCUAUGGCGCCGCCACUAGUUCAGAAUAUUUUGAGAGCACAAGAAAACAGUCCAAGUCCAAAGCGUCCAGCUGCAUCACAAGCCACCGCAAGAACAAAUUCAACAUCAAGAAUAACAGCACCAUCAAAUGCAAAGAGAUUUGCUGGUCCCGGUUCU